UCAACGAUUUUCGGCCUGUUGUGCGCAAUACUGCGCCCGUACGCCGCGCACAGACACCCAGACAGAUUCUCGGCGAGAACCUGGCUGACUCUGGACGACGAGAUGGACGACGAGCCGCUGCAGAACCCAGCAGUGCGCACGUCGCUCAUCAACGGAAGCAAUAUUGCUGCAGAUAUCCAGGGCGCGCUGGCAGCGCAUAUGGUACCGGGGCCGUCGGACUUCUAUCCAUCCAACGAAGAUUCGGACGAAGGCGAUUCGAUCAUGGGCAGUGCCCUGGAGACCCCCGACAACGACAACACCGACAACACCGACGAGGUGGGCCGCUACGCGCUGUGUAUCCGGCACAUUGAUGCGUUUAGCACGUCAGAUGCUGAGAUUACGGCUUUUUCGGACGAGAUGUUCAGCGAAGUCCUCUACCGCGCGCUGUCGGUGUUUACACUGGCGCCAGCCCUCAAAUCGGGGCUGUGCCUUCAUGCGCAGGUGCAGCAGCGCAACCUAGUGCCGCUCAACAACGACGGGCAGGUCUCGUCGUUCCUCGACUACCUGCGCGAGGCUACACAUGCCACGGUGCCCGAAUCCGGCGACAUCAACCCGUCCCUGUGCACAAUUAUCCUGUCAGACAAGUCGCUUCCACGUAGCCGCCUUCUGCCUGAUGCAGCCCAUGACGCGGCCGAAGACGACCCGUACAUGGACAUUGACGACAGCUCUAAAAAUAUUCUGCGCACGUCCAUCGCCACAUCGCUCAGCGAAAGCGUCGGGGUUGCGGCCAGCGACUCGGAGAGCAUCAUGACUAACCAGAGCCCCGUCGAUACCCUGCGCAAGGACCUGCCUCUGCCGGCUACUGCCUCAAAAGAAACAGCCGUAGAGGCUCCCUUAGACCGCAAUGAACCUAGCGCCCCAACAGACCGAAACCCAAGAGGCACCCCUCCCUGACUCGCGCUCGGUGGUCCAGGGUCUACUGCGGCGCAUUCAGCCGCCGUUGUCGCGGCCGCCACAAAGCGCUAUCGACCGAGCCUAAGCGCAACACAGUGCAGCUGUCAGGGCUUGGCUCAGUCGUUGGCGACCUUCCUGACGCCCGC
This is a messenger RNA of Linderina pennispora, 1079 nucleotides long. RefSeq lists its product as uncharacterized. The transcript has a single exon. Bases 103 to 933 code for a protein of 276 amino acids. NCBI's taxonomy places the organism in Eukaryota, Fungi, Kickxellomycota, Kickxellomycetes, Kickxellales, Kickxellaceae. The record is from RefSeq and is a predicted model, not a curated record.